Messenger RNA from Cladocopium goreaui, 193 nucleotides. Lineage: Eukaryota; Dinophyceae; Suessiales; Symbiodiniaceae. The record is from the annotation of a GenBank genome assembly.
GUGGGGAGCUUGGCGUGGCUGCGAGAUACCAGGGACAGUGCAGAUGACCAGACAGCGGCAAAUUGAGACCUACGCCAAGGGUGAUGGAGAAGCCUGUGACGCGCCGCUCACCGAAACCGCGGGCUGCGAAAACCGAGACGACUUGAAGUGGUGCCGAAGCCCAGGAUCAUCCCAAGGAUCGAGGAAAUCAUAG